AGCUGCUGCUGGUCUACUAGGAGACGGCGCCACCACGCCAGCUUCCCACCAAAGUCGUGAAGCCGUGCAUCGAGCGGGAGCAACCGGCGGCUGUAGCACCAGCAGCGGGCGAGCCACCAUGUCUCGUCCCACGCCACCCGACUGCGAGAGACUCUUGCACGCGUACGUGGACUCUGGUGAGCUUCACCGCAUCGAGCUCAGCUACAACGAGCACUUGCACCACGGGCACAUGCUGCCAUCCGUGCAGUACGACUACGGUCGCUGCCUCGUCUUCAGCCGCUUCCCGGCAGACAUCAUCAAGGGCAUCGUGCUCAUGGAGCAGCUCAUUCAGCUCGAGUACCGGCCCGUCGACUGCUGCUACAUGACGGCGUUGGCUCACACGAAGCUUGGCAACUACAGCACGGCGAUGCAGUUCACCAAGACGAUGUUGGUGAAGGACCCGCGCAACUGCCAGGGUGUUGAGCUGCAGGAACUGAUCCACCGCAAAGUGGUGCGCGAGUACCUGUUCCAAGUGGCCGUCGUCGGCGGUGUGGUGAUCAUGAUCGGCGUGCUCAUCUCCAUGGUCAUGGCACGGCGCUGACACGGCGCUCCGACACCUAUCUACUUGUAGUCUCGAGGGACACUGCAGACAGCUCCUUUGCAGACGGGAACCGUAAUGUUCAGCGCAACGUAGAGGAACUUCGUGGCUGAAGCGCAGCGUGUCUGUUUCGAGGCGGUGGCUGGUUUUACGAACGUUGAGCGAGCUUGUUCGCUAGGGUGUGCUUCCUAUACAUGUACAUGUCUAUACCGUGUGAUCACUCCAUGCCACCCACGACAAGUCAAUCGUUUACGAACAUGACGCCAACGUUGCCAAUACGUUUCCAUGAAUUCUCCCUGUGCGUUCCGCGUUGCCCUGUCCCGUUCUGUGCCCUGCCUGACCUUGCAUGAUGGCAAGAAAAAAAAUCUGCAUGUCAAGCCCGGAUGUACGGCAAGUGAAACAAGAACAAAGCAAUGUGUAUCGAGCCAUGUCUUCAGGCUGCUGUUGGAAAAUUUUCGUGUCAUCUUCCUCUCCGCAACUACAGUGUUGCCUCUCUAAAUUAGAGUUACUGUGAAAUUAGGACAAUUAUGAAAAGAAUUGUGGAAAGAAUAAGUCAAGGCGGGA
Molecule: messenger RNA, 1141 nt
Organism: Dermacentor silvarum
Lineage: Eukaryota; Metazoa; Arthropoda; Arachnida; Ixodida; Ixodidae
Product: mitochondrial fission 1 protein-like
Exons: 2
Coding region: 119-580 (153 amino acids)
Biological process (GO): peroxisome fission; autophagy of mitochondrion; mitochondrial fragmentation involved in apoptotic process
Cellular component (GO): mitochondrial outer membrane; peroxisomal membrane
Molecular function (GO): protein binding
Source: RefSeq, a predicted model, not a curated record